AUGGACAAAUUUGAUGGAUUUAAGUUUAGUUCCAAAGAGGAACAGGAUGAUAUCGAUACAGUACUCAAGAGGUUUGAGGAAUUUUGCAUGGGAACAACUCAUGAGGCAUUCGAGUCAUACCACUUUCAUGUCAGAGUACAAGAACCGAAUGAAUCCAUUGAUGCCUAUGUUGCGGAGCUAAGAAAAUUGACCAGAGUGUGCAACUUUGAAGCAUUUGAAGAUCGCAUGAUUCGGGACAGAAUUUUAGUUGGCUGCAAGACUGACCACGUGAGAGAAAAGUUGUUGGAAGACCCCAAGUUAGAUCUAAAGAAGGCAAUAGACAUAGCUAGAGCCUAUGGGGCUAGUCAAGUCAAGCUAAAUGAAAUGAAAGAAUUAGCAGUUGACAGAGUUAUGUCAAAAGACAGAAAGAAAUUGUUUCCAGAAGAAAAGAAGCAGUUUUCAAAAUAUUUAGUGGGUCUCCCUAAGUUUGUAAUCGAGACAGACCACAAACCAUUACUGUCGCUGAUGAAAGCAAAAGACUUGGAUUUCCUUACUCCAAGAAUACAGAGAUUCAGGAUGAGGAUGUUGAGAUUUACUUACGACAUUGAAUAUGUUGCUGGCAAGGACCUAGUUACGGCAGACUCGUUAUCCAGGUCUCCUUUGAAAAACAAUAAAGCAGAAGAGGAAACAGUUGAAGUCAGUACAAUAUUUCAGUCGAUCCCCAUAUCAGAUGAAAGACUAGAGGAAGUUCGACGUGCACAGCAAAGGGACAAGGAAUGCCGAGAGGUGAUUCAAUUCACUCAGGGCCAUUGGCCUCAAAGGACGCAUGGAAUAUUAAAAUUAUACUAUGCAGAGCGUCAUUGUUUGGCGGUGGAGCAAGAUAUUCUCUUGCACGGAUGCAGGUUAGCCAUUCCAUCUUCACUGAGGCAAGACAUGCUCCAGAGAAUCCACCAGGGGCAUCAAGGUAUAGUCAAGUGUAGGGCUUUAGCAUGCACCUGUAUUUGGUGGCCUGGGAUGUCUAAGGGUAUUGAAACCCUAGUGAAUAACUGCCCUGAGUGUGAAAAACACAUAGUAUUGCCUCCUCAACCGCUAGUACCAACUCCAACUCCAGAUCACCCUUGGAAAAAAGUGGGAAGUGACCUGUUUGAAUGGCAGGGAGAACAUUAUCUGCUGGUGGUGGAUUAUUAUUCCAGAUGGAUUGAGAUUCCACACCUUAGUUCUCUUACUUCCAAGAGUGUUAUCAACAGUUUCAAGGCUAUCUUUGCAAGAAUGGGUAUUCCCAGGACAGUGCUUACUGACAAUGGGACGUAA
Molecule: messenger RNA, 1290 nt
Organism: Aplysia californica (California sea hare)
Lineage: Eukaryota; Metazoa; Mollusca; Gastropoda; Aplysiida; Aplysiidae
Exons: 2
Coding region: 1-1290 (429 amino acids)
Biological process (GO): DNA integration
Molecular function (GO): nucleic acid binding
Source: RefSeq, a predicted model, not a curated record